CUCCUUACAACAUAUUAUGGUAUAACACACUUCUUACAAACAUAUUAUGGUAUAACACACUUCUUACAAACAUAUUAUGGUAUAACACACUUCUUACAAACAUAUUAUGGUAUAACACACUUCUUACAAACAUAUUAUGGUAUAACACACUCCUUACAAACAUAUUAUGGCAUAACAUACUUCUUACAAACAUAUUAUGGUAUAACACACUUCUUACAAACAUAUUAUGGUAUAACACACUUCUUACAAACAUAUUAUGGAUUGUCAGUUUGA
Messenger RNA from Lottia gigantea (owl limpet), 273 nucleotides. RefSeq lists its product as hypothetical. NCBI's taxonomy places the organism in Eukaryota, Metazoa, Mollusca, Gastropoda, Lottiidae. The annotation marks the transcript as partial. The record is from RefSeq and is a predicted model, not a curated record. The transcript has a single exon.